This is a messenger RNA of Pyricularia grisea, 2712 nucleotides long. RefSeq lists its product as uncharacterized. The transcript is spliced from 3 exons. Gene Ontology annotation, molecular function: oxidoreductase activity, acting on NAD(P)H, oxygen as acceptor. NCBI's taxonomy places the organism in Eukaryota, Fungi, Ascomycota, Sordariomycetes, Magnaporthales, Pyriculariaceae. The coding region runs from base 1 to 2556 and encodes 851 amino acids. The record is from RefSeq and is a predicted model, not a curated record. Gene Ontology annotation, cellular component: intracellular anatomical structure.
AUGUCGUCCACAUCCCGCUUUAGCCUCGCUGGCAAAACCGUCGCCAUCACAGGCGGCGGACGAGGUCUUGGCAUCACACUCGCUCUCGCUGUGGUCGAAGCCGGUGGCCAUGUUGCCUGUCUCGACAUCCUCCCCGAGCCCGCCGCAGUCGAGUGGGAGGCGCUCCAGAAGACGGCAGCUUCCGCACCGGGCGGGCCGCUCGCCUGCUCAUACCACAAGUGCGACGUCACAUCCGAGGCCGAGAUGGAAAGGAUAAUCGACUCCAUCGCGGAGGAGGCAGCAAGCCGGGGCACCGAACUGGCGGGGUGCGUGGCGUGCGCCGGGAUACAACAAAAGACUCCGGCGCUCGACUAUCCGGCGGCCGACUUUGAACGGAUACUCCGGGUCAACGUGACGGGGGUCUUUAUAACGGCCAAGUACGCGGCGCGGGUCAUGGUCCGGCGUGGGGUCAAGGGUAGCAUCGUGCUGAUCGGCAGCAUGAGCGGCGAGAUUGCCAACCGUGGACUCACGUGCACGGCGUACAACAGCAGCAAGGCUGCGGUCCAGCAAAUGUGCAGAUCACUGGCCCAGGAAUGGGGAAAGCAUGGCAUCAGGGUUAACUCGUUAUCUCCUGGGGAGAACUUACAAACUCCGAGUCCGCUCCUUCCCCCGUCCUCUUCUGGUCAGUUUGAGAUUGUUGACCUGACUAAGGCCAUCGUUUACGAAUAUGCGGGGCCAGAAGAGAAGUCAGCAAGGUCCGGGGACCCAAGAAGCACGUCCGGUAAUCCUAAUCCAUCCUCGGCAAAACGUCAGAGCUUCUCCCUUCUCGUUGAUGGUCGUAGUAGGGAUGCGACGCGCGAACCAGCCUCUCUGGGGGACCUGGUCGAUAAACCACCACUGGAAUCACUGAUAGGCGGAUCCAUUCAAGCCCGCCGAGGCUCAAAGGAAACAAGCUUAUCAUCAGAGGCACCCACCCAUACGCCUUCUGCUGCAGACAGCCUCGAGCUUGCAUCCAGUUACCACCACAGCCCACCCUCGCCGCUAGCAGAGCACGCCUUUGCAGCAGCCAAUCUGCUGUCCCUGCGCGAUCAGGUACCGAUACUCCUGCCCCAUGAGGCGCGUCCAAGCUUGGACGUAAGCUCCGUCUCCGUUCCGCCAGCCAAAUCUGUGGAUACACUUUCCGUUGUCAUAACUGAAGCUCCGUCAGCUCCCGUCGGCGAAUUUCUAUCGGAUUAUGGUUACAUUCUGAACAGUGAUGGAAGCCUGCUGCCCGGACCAACGUAUUAUGGCUUGCACACUACUCUGAGGGACCACCUCAUCCAGGAAAGCUUAUCUAGGCCCAGCACCCCUUCUCCCAACUGCGAGGAUGACGUGGAAAUUCAAACAAGUAUGCAAGCCGAUAGGCUUGACCACGGGGAUGGGAGCACCUUGAAUCUGAAGCCCGAUGAGGAGUAUCUCCUAUGGAAAAAUUGGAUCGAUGAGGUUUGCCCUUGGCUCGAUAAAUUUGACUGUCAAGAACACUUUCGCCUUAGCCUGUCCAAGAUGGCCAGUUCACAUCUUCACCUCAAAUACUCCAUCAUGGCAGUGUCUGCUCGGCAAAUGGAAAGGCAAAGAGGGCCAAAAGGUCCCGCCAUUCCUAGUAGCCUUGCGUUAUACCAACAAGCCAUUCACCACCUUCUCCCCCAGCUCGCAACGCGUAGCACGGCAGUCAUCGCAUCCUGCGUCCUGCUGUGCGUCCUGGAGAUGCUUAGCUCAUCGCCUAAAGCCUGGCAGAGGCACCUGGACGGCUGCGCAACCCUCCUGCAGGCCGUCCCCAUCCACGGAUUUUCUGGAGGAGUUGACCAAGCUCUGUUCUGGUGCUUUGCUCGCAUGGACCUGGCCGGGGGUUUGAUAUCAUCUACCAAGACCCUCAUACCUGCAAGAGCCUGGACUCCCGAGUCGUCUCUUUCUUCUGCUCUCUCUUUAUUUCGAGCGCAUACGUCGUGCGACGUAUAUGCCAACCAGAUCGUCUUUCUCACAGCGCAUGUCGUCGAGCUGCUUCAUGGCUCUCCAGCAGAGUUCAUAGGGCCUCAUGAGCGGUGUGCAACGGAAGGUCAACUCCCAGUGGACUCUGGCAGCCUUGACAUGGCUGAGAGGUGGGAAGAGCUGACUAGGGCGGUGGAAAACUGGUACGAGCGACGACCCCAGGAGAUGGAGACUGUCUUCUCCGUCGGGACGGGGGACAAGACCUUCCCGACGUUAUUAUUCAGCAACCCGGCCGCCAUCUCAGGCAAUCAAGUAUACCAUACGGCGGCAUUGCUCCUGCUGCAAUAUCGACCGCCCCGGGCCCGUCUGCCGCCCAAAAGCCGCUCUUUACUCUGGCACGCGAGGCAAAUUAUUGGAAUCUCCCUGUCUAACACGCACCACGGGUGCUGGACCAACAGCCUACAGCCCAUAUGGGUAGCCGGCAGGUGUUUCAGCAAUCCCGAGGAUCAUCGGGUCAUACUGGACCUUUUGGCAAGGAUCGAGACGGAGAGCGGCUGGGCGACAAGAUGGAGGGCCGACGAUCUUCGGGAGUGGUGGGGUGGACCCGAGUAGUUAGCUACUGUAGCUAUCGGUAUGUGGCGGAGAGGCUGGCGAACACAUGUUUCUGGUUCGCGUGAGAACGUGAUACCCUAUUAUGACGGCUCCUUUUUUUUUAGCUUUUUUUUGGCAUGGGUAGCUUAUGAUAUUUGUAAGGGAUUCUUAUAGACA